AUGUCCAGAGGAGACAUGGCCAAACCCCUCCUGGGCCACGGAAGCAUGGAGGGUGACUCCAGCGGCACGCCCGCGGCUGGGCGCACCGUUGGGGUGCUGGGGAGCGGGGACUUUGCACGGUCGUUGACCAUCCGACUGGUGUGCUCCGGCUUCAAGGUGGUGGUUGGCAGCCGCAACCCGAAGCGAAAAGCCAACCUCUUCCCUUCCGCAGCAGAAGUCACCUUCCAGGCUGAAGCGGUGAAGAAGACAGAUGUCAUUUUUGUGGCUAUUUUCAGGGAACAUUACUCCACCCUCUGUGACUUGGCUGACGUGCUGGCAGGCAAGAUCCUGGUGGAUGUUAGUAACAACACUGAGAUCAACCAUCACAAAGAAUCCAAUGCUGAGUACUUGGCUUCCCUCUUCCCAGCCUGCACCGUGGUCAAAGGGUUUAAUGUGCUUUCUGCGUGGACACUGCAGUCAGGUGCCAGGGAUGGAAAUAAGCAGGUUCUGCUUUGCUCAGAUAACCAAGAGGCCAAGCGCAUUGUAGCAGAAAUUGCUCAAGUCAUGGGGUUCUCCCCAGUGGACAUGGGAUGCAUGUCAUCAGCCUGCGAGAUUGAGAACAUUCCCCUGCGCCUCUUGCCAGCCUGGAAAAUCCCCAUCUUCUUGUCUCUGGGGCUCUUUCUUUGUUUCUUCACUUACAACCUGAUCCGGCAGGUCAUCCACCCUUACAUCAGGGAGCAGAAGAACAAGUUGUACAAGAUCCCCAUCGAGGUGGUCAACACAACGCUGCCUUGCGUGGCCUAUGUCAUGCUGUCCCUUGUCUACCUGCCCGGGGUGGUGGCAGCCUGCUCGCAGCUCUACUACGGCACCAAAUACAGGCGCUUUCCAGACUGGCUCGACCAGUGGCUCCAGCACCGAAAGCAGAUUGGUCUCCUCAGCUUCUUCUGUGCAGCUUUGCAUGCUGUGUACAGCCUCUGCCUGCCCAUGCGCCGCUCCCACCGCUACCAGCUCAUUGAGAUGGCCGUCAAGCAGGCUAUGGAGAAGAAGAUGAAUAUCUGGGUAGAGGAGGAAGUCUGGAGGAUGGAGAUUUAUCUCUCUGUUGGAAUAAUUGCCCUGGGCUUGCUGUCGUUACUUGCCAUCACGUCACUUCCAUCUAUCGCAAACUCUCUCAACUGGAGGGAAUUCAGUUUCAUCCAGUCCACACUUGGAUUUAUUGCCUUGGUAAUCAGCACUCUGCACACGCUCACAUAUGGAUGGUCAAGGGCCUUUGAUGAGAACCAGUACAAAUUUUACCUGCCUCCAACCUACACCCUCACACUGCUCGUCCCAUGUACUGUGAUCAUAGCAAAAGUCAUCUUCAUUUUGCCCUGCAUCCAGCAGAGACUUCUGCGGAUCAGGAGGGGCUGGGAGAAGGGCAGAUACGUGAAGUUUGUCCUGCCCAGUGCAACCGGGGAAUUUUCCAGUGGAGAGACCUCUAGCAACGUCUAACAGAGCCCCAGCUGUGACAGAGGAUAUCAAAGCACUAUCAACGUUUCUACGAAGGUGUUUCUUUUUGUUAAACACAUGGAUGUUUUGGUAUCAUUGUACUGUGGGCAGACAAUAAAAUGUGGUGACUUCAGAAAGUGGAUGACUGCAAAACUAGUUUAGAUAGUAGUAGUUAAAUUGUAUUGCUGGUUUGCAAGGACAAUUACUGCCUUAAAAACGACUCUGAAAGCCAAGCUGGCAGCACUGAUAUUCAUGGGAGAUUGGCAGACUCUUGUUAGUCAGAUCAGUCACUGGAGGUGCUGGGUGGCAGCUCCCCUGACCAGGACUUUUCAUUGCUUUCCUAGCUGCUCUCGUCAAUUUCAACGGGGUUUUCGUUGUCACUGUUGUUGUUGGGGGUUUAAAUAUGAAUUGGGAAGGUUAUGAAAGGAAAAAGAUCCUGCCUGUUGAAUGUCUAGAUGAUGAAUUGUCUGUGGUCUUGGGUCUCCUCAGUUAACAGAAUGACAAGUAAGAACACCAAUAUCCACAUCAUGUAGCAUCUGCAGAUUUUACUAAAAGCAUCCAAACUUGACAGCAUGGCCAAAUAUCCUGAUUCUCUCACACACAGACAGCACUUCUGGUCCUCUAAGCUGUGCCUGGUGCACUUUUAUAAGCUACAGAAAUAUAACACCUUUUCCAGCAGUAGAAAAGCAUUUGAAGAGUGGUGUUCCUAGCAUUACACAUCUGCUCUGCCAUAAAAGCUGCUGCUGCGUGUUCUGUGUUUUUACUAAGCCAAAGUUUCCAGCAGUAUUUGAUGGAAAUAGAGUGAAGUUAAUUAUCAGACAGACCUGCUGCUUCAUAAAAUUACAUGAAGAAAAUCAAGGCCUUCCAGCUGGCCUUACAUCAAAUAAUGGGAUGAAGCUCUUAGAAGCCAUUGUCACCUUAACACGUUCAUUUACACAGGGAAAACAGCAGCUUUAUAUGGUCUUGCAAAGAGAUCAGCUAGUUUUGACCACAACAUGAAAAUACAGCAGUUGUGCAUUCUAGGCAGAGUCCUUUAUUGUCUUGACCUUAAAAAGUCAUUUGCUACAUCACAAAGCAGGUAUCAUAACCCUAUUCUGAAUUCACACCCACUUUGGACAUGGGCAAUGAAGAUUUCUAUCCUACUUUCAUUUUCUACCUGUCACUUUCUACGCCUUCAAGCUCUUGCUCUUUAUCAGAAUAAUUCUUUAGGUUCUGGACAUCCAAAUCCCCAAAUAGAGAACAGCCAUUCACAAAAACUCAUUUAAAAGCAAGCAAUCAGGGUGACAUAAGUCUACCUCAGUAAGGUCAGGUGCAAGGACAUUGGCUAGAAUAGCUUCGCUUGAGCAAGCUGUUCUAGUGGGAGGUGUCCCUGCCUAUGGCAGGGGGUUGGAACUGGAUGAUCUUUGAGGUCUCUUCCAACCUAAACCAUUUUAUGAUCUUCCUACAGUUAAGUGGUCAGCAUUGCUUUGAAAAACAGCCAUCAGCAUCAAAUGAGGCAUGGUUCAUGGGACUAGAAAAUACCUACCACUAAACCAGUUAAUAUAAAUGGAAGAGAGCCAAAUGAUCCAUUUUGGGGUGCAUAUGCCCUUCUACAAGCCAACUUUGCUGCUGUAGCCUGAAUGAUUUCUACAUAGUAAACCUUAAGAUUUCCCUGUAUAGCUUCAAAAUGAACAGCAAUAUUCUCCAAACAUUGCUCAUGGUGUCAGUGAUGAUAUUGAGAGGGUUUAGUUCUUGUUUAAGGCUUACAGUGAAGUCUCCAAACACCACUUCCUUUCAUUGUCUAGGGAGAGAUCAACAUGAGGGAAAUGCCUGAAUUUCAUAAUGGGCUGAGUUUUUCAUGUAGUGGGGUUUUCUUGGCAACACAGGGCAAGUACCAUCCUUUUCCACUGUCCCUUUCAUACAGCUUUCCCCAUCAACCACUACAACCUACCCCAGGGCAGCACCUGAUCAAAUCACUCAACAAGCAGAUCAACUACCCAGCACUUUCUAUUUCUGCUUGAAUGGUAGGUUAGGUUUCUGCAUGGAUUUGAGACAGUCUCACCUGAGUAUAAUUCCACCAGUAUAAUUCCAGUUGAAUUCAUACUUCAGGGAAGACUGGAUUCAGCAAGCUUGUUCUUUUAAUCUUCUCCUGUAUUUCAUCAUCAACACAGAAGCACAAGCUUGCACAUUUUCUAGUUACAGUAGUGGUUCCCAGUGCCUUUUUCCCACCUAAGGUUCUUUCCACAUCUUUAGGUCAGAGAAGGCCACUGCCUGGUGGAAGAAAACAGGGAAGAGAAAAAAAAUGACUAGGAGACAGGUAAAGAGCAUUAGCCAGGCUUGCAGGCUUUGUCUUGAAGGGGAAAGGUGUGGUUUUGUUGUGAGUCAUGCAAUGCUGAAGACUUUUCUUUCUGCCCAGCAGAUGUAAGGUUUACACCUUUGUUUACAUGACUUUCACACCCACAUGCCCUUCCCCAUUGAUGGCAGAAGGACAGUUUUCAUGAGCAGGAGCAGAGUAAGGCACCUGGACCUUCCUGGCAAGCUGGCUCUGUUAGUGAGUCAGCAUGGUACUUUUCAGAUGGACACAAGCCCAGAUGGACAGGCAGGCCAGCUCUAAAUCCCCACAGCUACUGCAGCUCCAUGGAGUCUGAACAAAAGGUUGCUCCACUGCCUCCAGAUACUGCCUGUGCCAACAGACUGUCCAGCCAGUCACCUUUUAAAGACUGAGACCCAUUCCUCUAACUGCAGAACACCAUUUCAGAUAGUGCCUUCUGCAGGCAUCUGCUCCUGAAAUCAUUUGACACAACAGUUUGCCUAAUAUCUUCUGGUUUGGGAGUGCUGAAAAGUAGUUUGAGAAAUUUUUCAGUUACCUUUUCCCUAUACAUUGUUUUUUAUUAAUCUGAAUAGGGGGGGUUGUGGGGCUUGCUUAAAAUUUACCUAUUGACUGGUUUUGUACCUGGAGUUUCUUUCUCUGUAUAUUUGUACACACACACACAUAUAUAUAAUACUGGAGAAUAUAUAGCUGGAAUGUAAAUUCUUUAUAUUAUAUUUUUCUGUAUUACCUCCUAUGUGCCUCUGGAAUAUGUAAGAACCAACUGAAAAGCUGUAAGAGUAAAGCCAGUUAUGAUCACUGGAAUCUGUUGUUAUAUAAAAGAUAUUCUGAACAGGUCAGUAGAAUUA
This is a messenger RNA of Pogoniulus pusillus (Red-fronted tinkerbird), 4620 nucleotides long. RefSeq names its product STEAP3 metalloreductase (gene STEAP3). The transcript is spliced from 4 exons. Gene Ontology annotation, cellular component: endosome; plasma membrane. Bases 1 to 1467 code for a protein of 488 amino acids. Gene Ontology annotation, molecular function: ferric-chelate reductase (NADPH) activity; cupric reductase (NADH) activity. Lineage: Eukaryota; Metazoa; Chordata; Aves; Piciformes; Lybiidae. The record is from RefSeq and is a predicted model, not a curated record. Gene Ontology annotation, biological process: copper ion import.